This is a messenger RNA of Girardinichthys multiradiatus, 1749 nucleotides long. Its product is annotated as intermediate filament protein ON3-like. The coding region runs from base 99 to 1469 and encodes 456 amino acids. The record is from RefSeq and is a predicted model, not a curated record. Gene Ontology annotation, molecular function: structural constituent of skin epidermis. Gene Ontology annotation, biological process: intermediate filament organization; keratinization. NCBI's taxonomy places the organism in Eukaryota, Metazoa, Chordata, Actinopteri, Cyprinodontiformes, Goodeidae. Gene Ontology annotation, cellular component: keratin filament. The transcript is spliced from 9 exons.
GCAGUCAGACACUCAGAGGGACUUGGCUCUCCUUUUGAAGCUUGCAUAUCUCCAGCUUUCUUUUGCUCAACCAGCGGACAAUCUUUAACUCUGCCAAGAUGAGGAAGGCAAUGUCAACCACAAGCUCAACCAGUGUCAGAAGAUCCUAUGCCACACCAGUCAGCUCUGUCUCCCAGAGCAGCAUUAGUUCCAGUUAUGGUGCUGCACCCAGCUACUCUGGUGGUUUCAGCAGCAUGUCUUUGACAAGGUCAGGAAGCUAUGGUCUUGGUUUCAGCCAGCAAAGUUCUGUGCCACCUCAAAUUACAGCUGUCCAGGUUAACCAGAGCCUGCUAACUCCGGUGAAUGUGGAUAUUGAUCGAUCCAUUGAGGUUAUCCGCACCCAGGAGAAGGAACAGCUCAAGUCCCUCAACAACCGCUUUGUCUCCUUCAUCGACAAGGUCCGUUUCCUGGAGCAGCAGAACAAGAUGCUGGAGACCAAAUGGAGCCUCCUGCAGGAACAAACCACAACCCGCUCCAACAUUGACGGCAUGUUCGAGGCCUACAUUUCCAACCUCCGCAGACAGCUUGAUGGGCUUGGAAAUGAGAAGGUCAGGCUGGAGGGAGAUCUGAAGAACAUGCAAGGCAUGGUUGAGGACUUCAAGAUCAAAUAUGAGGAUGAAAUCAACAAGCGUGCAGGUGCUGAGAAUGAGUUUGUGGUCUUGAAGAAGGAUGUCGAUGCUGCCUACAUGAACAAGGUGGAGCUGGAGGCUAAAGUUGAUGCUCUUCAGGAUGAGAUCAACUUCCUCAGGGCUGUGUAUGAAGCUGAGCUUCGCGAGCUGCAGGGCCAGAUUAAGGAUACCUCUGUUAUUGUGGAGAUGGACAACAGCCGUAAUCUUGAUAUGGAUGCCAUUGUAGCUGAAGUGCGUGCUCAGUAUGAGGACAUUGCAAAUCGCAGCAAGGCUGAAGCAGAGACCUGGUACAAACAGAAGUAUGAUGAGAUGCAGAGCUCUGCAGGACAGCAUGAGUCAGACCUGCGCUCAACAAAGGCUGAGAUUGCUGAGCUGAAUCGCCUGAUUUCACGUCUUCAGAAUGAGAUCGAAGCCAUCAAGGCACAGAGGGCCAACCUUGAGGCUCAGAUUGCAGAGGCUGAGGAACGUGGUGAGCUUGCGGUAAAGGAUGCCAAGGCUCGCAUCAAAGAUCUGGAAGAUGCUAUGAAUAGAGCCAAGUCAGAGAUGGCCCGGCAGGUACGCGAAUACCAGGACCUGAUGAACAUCAAGCUUGCCUUGGACAUUGAGAUUGCCACCUACAGGAAACUGCUGGAGGGAGAGGAGUCCAGACUGGCCAGUGGAGGAUCCAGUGCCACAGUCCAUAUGCAGCAGACAUCUGGAAGUGGUGGACUGUCCAGGGAAUUCGGUGGCAUGUCUGGUGGUUAUGGUGGUACCAUCACCAAGUCUGUCACCACACAAAGCAGUUCCAAAAGAUUCUAUUAAAGCCUUUUAAAAGGAGAGCCACUCUUUGUACCCCUCAGAAACUUUUGAAUUCAUGCUAAAUCUCUGCCCUUUCAUGAUGCUAAGCUAUAAUGUAACGUGUUCAAGAAAUGAACUGAGCAACCCAAAAAAAUUAGCAAUUCUUAAAACUGGAAACUAUUUUCUGUUCUAUUCAACAACAUAUAAUAGAAGUUUCUGAAGGCUCAAGUCAGUUAACAUGGCAAUGUUUUUUUCUUCCUGCACUGACAUACAAUAAACAAGGAAAAUGAGAAACAAAGGUUAA